AACCAGGUAUGUCGCUCCUACGCUAACGAUUUCCCUCACCAGUGCGUAACACUGCACAGUCUCUCUCUCUCUCAAUGAAAUUUGCUACACACACAGAUUCCAUUAAAAACCAUGACGGCGCUGACAGGUAAUCGGAAGGCAGACCGAGCUCUCACGCCACCCCGCUAUUGUCCGGCGACUGGCUCCGACGUCCGUCGCGCACAGUGAAUCGCCUUCCGAUCGCUACGAACGUCACGGAAGAUGUGCGGUAUUUCGCGUAUCGCUUAUGAGGAAUGUCAAGUUUUCACAGCCGUUGCGUCUGGUAACGCGUGCGCAGGUACAGCGUCGUGGACAUUGUCGCACAGCGGAGAAUUGUGAUUGUUCACCCACGGUGGGAUUGUUUUGGCCUAAUAUUAGCCUAACACAGCCGAAGCUGCCUUCAUAAUCCCUGUGCAUACUCGACUGAUAGCCGGACUUGGCGAGAUGGCGGACGAUUCGAGCGUACGCGUCGCCGUGCGAAUAAGGCCUCAAGUAGCCCGCGAAGUGAUCGAUAUGUGCAGGAUUUGUACUCAGGUACCUCAAGGGGAGCCGCAGGUCUUCCUCGGCCCCGACAAGGCCUUUACGUAUGAUUACGUUUUCGAUACGCAGUCGGAUCAGAGCACGAUUUACGAAACGUGCGUGAACCGUCUCGUGGAAGGCGCGCUGGACGGCUACAACGCGACGGUCUUCGCCUACGGGCAGACCGGCUCGGGCAAAACCUACACCAUGGGCACCGGUUUCGACGUCGAGGUCGACGAAUUCAUCGUCGGAAUAAUUCCCAGGGCCAUUCAACACCUGUUCAACGGAAUAACGGAUAAACAGGAGCGCGCGAGGGAACGCGCGCAAAUGCCUCCCGAGUUCAAGGUCACAGCGCAGUUCCUAGAAUUGUACAAUGAGGAUUUGAAAGAUUUGCUGGAGCCGGGAGGCCCGAGAGGCGGUGCGCGCAUCCACGAGGACACGGCGGGCAAUAUACAUUUAGCGGGGGUGGAGCCGCGCGUCGUAACCAGCCCCGAGCAGGCGUUGGAGUAUCUCCGACUGGGCGCGCUGUCGCGCACGACAGGAUCCACGCAAAUGAACACGCAGUCGUCCAGGUCGCACGCGAUAUUCACGCUGUACAUCAAACAGCAGAGGUGCAUCAAAGUCGAGGAUCCCGACGCGGACGUCGACACGAGCGGCGUCGAGCUGGCGAACGAGUUCGAAACUUUAACCGCGAAGUUUCACUUUGUCGACCUGGCCGGCUCCGAAAGACUGAAGAGAACGGGCGCCACCGGCGACAGAGCGAAGGAAGGCAUCUCUAUAAACUGUGGAUUGCUGGCUUUGGGCAAUGUCAUUUCCGCUCUCGGUGAUAAAACGAAGAAAGCCUCGCACAUACCGUACCGAGAUUCCAAGUUGACGAGAUUACUCCAAGAUUCUCUCGGAGGAAACAGUCAAACCGUUAUGAUAGCGUGUGUGUCGCCGAGCGAUAGGGAUUUUAUGGAGACCCUGAGCACGUUGAAAUACGCGAAUCGGGCGAGAAAUAUAAAGAACAAAGUUACAAUCAAUCAAGAUAAGAGCUCGAGAACGAUCGCUUCGCUACGACGAGAAAUUCAACAGCUUCAAUUGGAAUUGAUGGAAUAUAGACAAGGCAAGAGGGUCGUCGGCGAAGAUGGAGUUAACGAUGCCUGGCACGAGAAUCAAAUGUUGAGCAGCGAAUUACAAAGUCUUCGGACCAGAGUGAAAGCACUUUCGGAAACUGUUGAGGCGUUGACCGCUAAAAAUGCUCUUUUGCUGGCGGAAAAGGCAACGGGUCAGUGGAUGGCGGCAUCCGGCGGAGGCGAUGAUCAGGUGACUAGUUUGGUGCAAGGAUAUGUUCAAGAAAUAGAAGAAUUAAGAGCCCGUCUACUGGAAGCGGAAGCUAUGUAUCAACAAUUAAAAAAGAGGCAGAUGCAAGUUAACGCGGCAAAUCCUUACGGCGACAGUUCGUUUCAUUCCGAUUCCGCGUCCGUGUUGUUCGACGCUAAGAAGGACGUCGAGAAAGAAAUAGAGGCGUUAAAAGUCUUAAAGGGGCAGUACAGCGGCAGCACGAUCGCUAAACCGGACGAAGGAGAAAUGGACGAUACGGAGAAUGGCCAGGACUCUGUAAGCGAGGAUGAUUCGGACGACGACUCCGAUCGUAAAGAGGAAGACGAAGAGGAAGCGGCCAUGGGUCGCGAAUUGGAAGCGCUAACGUCCGACAUCGAUGUGAAGCAGCGCUUGAUACAAGAGCUCGAGCUUUCUCAAAGACGUCUGCAAACUAUGAAGCAGCAUUAUGAGGAUAAAUUGGCGCAGCUGCAAGCCCGCAUCAGAGACACGCAAGAGGAAAGAGAUAAAGUCUUGCUGUCGCUGCAACAGCAACCCGCGCCGCCCACUGAGAAAGUGAAAAAGUUACGCGACGAGUAUGAGAAGAAGCUGUCCAACAUGCAAAAGGAGAUGCGGCUUCUUCAGUCUGCUAAGAAGGAACACGCGAGAUUACUGAAGAAUCAAUCUCAGAAUGAAAACAGACUGCGAGGUCUUAGAAAUGAGCUGUCGGAGAUGAAGAGAGCCAAAGUGAAACUGUUGAACAAGAUGAGAGAAGAGGCUCAGCGGCACAAGGAAAACGAACUGAGGCGUAAUAGAGAAAUAGCGCAGUUGCGGAAGGAAAGCCGCAGGCACGCGAACGUCAUCAGAACGCUGGAAGCCGACAAGCGAAUGAAGGAGGUUGUGCUGCGACGUAAGCAAGAGGAGGUGACGGCGCUGCGGAAGAGAGACAGAGGAUUGAGUCAGAAGGCCGCGGGACGCACGCCGGUGAAACCGCUCAAUCCCAAAGCGAUGAAGCAGAGGUGGCAGACGUUCGAGAGAACGAUCACCAAGCAGGCGAUAGCGAAGCAAGCCGCCGCGGAAACGGAGAGAGAAAUGGAAAGACUGCUUCAGGAGAGGCAAGAGUUGGGAAGGGAUUUGGAGAAGCUUCAGAAGCAUAGAAGUCAGAUCACGAGCACGAGAGGUGACACUGUCGAUAUCGACGAAGAGAUCGACAAUGUGAAGAGCAAAAUCAGCUAUCUGCAGGACAGCAUCGCGGAGUGUCAACGAGACAUGGUCGAGAUGGGCGAUGGCGAAGCGGAGGGCGAGCCGGGCGUCGAAGCGCUCAUCUCUACGAUCCGAACGGUGGACGAGGCGCAGUAUCUACUCCAGCGGAUGCUCGCGUUCACCGUGGAGCAAAGCUGCAUAGCCGCGCAGAAGCAGCUCGAGGUGCGAGAUAUGGAAUCGCGGCUGAAUCAGGUGGCGCAAGAGAGCGACGUGCAACACCAGUUACUCGAGCACGUUCUACGCGACAGAGACCUUUUGACGCUCACGAAUAAUCAAAACAACGCGCUAGCUUACAGCCCGGCGAGCUCGAGAAGUUCUUCUCCCGACACUGAAAGUUACAGCCAAAUUAUACUCGGUGAAGAGAAGCCGCGCAAUAGUAAGGUCAGAAGAAGAACAACGCAGCCGCAAGAACUGCUCUACGGUAUUCACACGCCUGAAAACAUGAAGGCGGACGAUCAAAAUCAAAAUCACAAUCACCCUCUCACAAGAGUCCCCAGCGCGCCAGGCAGCCUCAAAGGAUUAGUGUUAACGAGAAAUCAGCAUGGUAAUACCGGCGGAUCGCCAACCCUGAGCCGUCGUGACAGCACAUCGCCCCGAGCUCUGCGACGGCCGAUUCACCCGGGUGGAGGUUCCAUGGAGCAGGUAGCGCACACGGAUAUAUCUUCGCCGCCCGGAUCGCCGACCACGUAUAGGCGAUUCAACAGCCGCGAAGAGAACGUGUUCUCCAGGCUGACCGCGAGCAGGCAGCCGAUCGCCUCCGAGCCGCAGCCGAUGAAGGGAAUCAUCUCGCAAUAUCAGGGCAAGGUGCAACCGCGGGCAAUUCUGCAAUGCUCUCACGUGGCGGAAGGACACAGCAAGGCCGUCCUCACUAUAUGCGUGACGCCCGACCUGCUCUUCAGCGGCUCGAAAGAUCGCACGGUGAAGGUGUGGGACUUGAGAACGGGAAUCGAAAGCUUCACUCUAAGCGGACACCCGAACAACGUCGUCGCCGUGAAGUACUCCGCUGUUCACCGGCUCCUGUUCAGCGUCUCCUCGGCGUACGUGAAGGUUUGGGACUUGAGAGCCAGCAACGGCUGCAUAAAGACGCUGUUCUCGUCCGGCCAGACGCAGUCCGGUCCCAUCGCGCUGUCGACUCCGUCCAGGAUACUCCAAGUCCCCGUGGGCGAGACGACGAUCAACGACCUGGCGCUCAGCCUCGACGAGCAGGAGCUGUACACCGCGUCCAGCGACAAGGUCCGCAUAUGGGAUCUUCGCAAGUUGGCGUACACCGCCAGAUUAAGCACGCCGCACACAGCGGCGGUUAUGUGCUUGGCCGUCGCCGAAGACGGCCGAGUGAUAGCCGGCAGCAAGGAUCAUCUGAUAUCGCUCGCCGAGCCCAAUGUGUCCGGGCCGUCCAUUAGCUUGGCGCCGCCGCACUACGACGGAGUCCAAUGCUUAACCACGAUCGGUUCCACGCUGUUUUCCGGCUCUAGAGACAUGUGCAUUAAACGAUGGGAUCUAAGCAAGAUGGAGCUGGUUCAGUCGCAGAACAACGCUCACAAAGAUUGGAUUUUGGGCUUGUGCACGAUCAAUAAUGGUUCCAUAAUGAUUUCGGGAUGCCGCGGCGGUGUGCUGAAGGCAUGGUCCGUCCCCAAGGAUCCGUUGGAUCCCCAGGAUCAGAGGGAAUGCACGCCCAUCGGGGAGGUUCGGGCGCACGCGUCCGCUAUCAAUGCGAUCGCGACGAAUCAGCAGCAUAUAUUCACGGCGAGCAACUCCGGAGAGGUGAAGCUGUGGCGUAUACCCGAUUCUUCAUUAUCUAUGUCUAUCUCCACAGUUUCCCUUUAACUUUAUUUGCUUUUUGCCUGUGCGUCACUGUGUUAUGCGUUCAUCUUGUAUUUUUUGUGGUAAUGCGCAUGCUUACCUAACAGUUUUAAAACGUCUAACGUGUUUUCACGCGUAAUGUGGCAGUAGGACUGCAUCAUUUGUCACGCCUGUAUAACAUUCCUCGAAUGUUACACCCGAUCGUUUUAAGCAGUAUUACAUUUGUACCAGUGUUCGACUCCUAACGAAGACGCUUCGUAGCAUUUGUUCUCAACUUUCCGCAGUGUGUAAUUUCAUUGCCACUGCAAAAUUUAGAGUCGAUAUGAAAAAAAUCGAGCGCACUAUCUCUUUGGGAGAAUCGAAUUUAGAUAUACAAGAGUCACAUUCCUCAACCUCACACGUACAUUUUUUUAAAUAAUAGACAACAUCGUACAAAGUCAUUCUAGUCGGCGUAAAGUGAAAGUGGCUCGGAAAUCAAUAUUGUCACGAUUGUAAUUGUCCAUCGGCCUUGUGUGAAUGAAAACGUUUAAUUUAUAUGUUAUUAUUUGCUUCUAUGUGUUUACUCCACUUUGGUGCUUUGCAUGGUCAUCGUGUCGAUACGAAGCGAUGGAACUGUGAGAUUGUGGAACUACUGUAAACGAGAUGGGAGGACCUUCCACAGGAGCAACUCGCUGAAAAGUUAAUGCAUCGCGUCG
Messenger RNA from Linepithema humile (Argentine ant), 5594 nucleotides. It is a transcript of the gene Klp31E, whose product is annotated as kinesin-like protein 31E. Gene Ontology annotation, molecular function: ATP binding; microtubule binding; microtubule motor activity. Gene Ontology annotation, biological process: microtubule-based movement; spindle elongation; mitotic spindle organization. The record is from RefSeq and is a predicted model, not a curated record. NCBI's taxonomy places the organism in Eukaryota, Metazoa, Arthropoda, Insecta, Hymenoptera, Formicidae. Gene Ontology annotation, cellular component: microtubule associated complex.